Molecule: messenger RNA, 2397 nt
Organism: Lycium ferocissimum
Lineage: Eukaryota; Viridiplantae; Streptophyta; Magnoliopsida; Solanales; Solanaceae
Product: 26S rRNA (cytosine-C(5))-methyltransferase NOP2B-like
Exons: 17
Coding region: 172-2079 (635 amino acids)
Biological process (GO): rRNA base methylation; maturation of LSU-rRNA
Cellular component (GO): nucleolus
Molecular function (GO): rRNA (cytosine-C5-)-methyltransferase activity; RNA binding
Source: RefSeq, a predicted model, not a curated record
UUCUCAAAUUUAACUGACCACCUGCCUAACCCCUUUUUUGGACCUAAAUUAGGGUUUAUUUGUCAAGGAGUCUUGGUGCUCACUGCUACUAACGUAUAGUAAUAAGGGUCUUGUUGAAAUUAGGGUUUUAUUUGAGGCUGACACUUUUUUGUUGCAUUGUAGCAGCUAAAAAUGGCUGGUCCAAAACUGGGUAAGAAAGGUGGUUCUAAAUUAGUGAAAGCCCCUAUGAAGAAGAAGCAAAAGAAGGAACCUUUGCCACCUAAGCCAUUGGAAAAAGAGGAACUUUUUAGUGACAGUGAUGGGGAUUUUCAAGAAGAUGAUGAUGGAGGGUUUAGUGAUAAAGAAGAAGAAGAUGAUGAUGAAAUGAAGUCAGAUUCUGAUAUGUCUUCUGAUGUGGAUGACCCCUUUGCUGCUGAUAUAUUAGCAGCUGGUGAUGCUGAUGAUGGUUCAGAUGUUAAUUCGGAUUCAGACGUAAAUUCUGAUUCUGAUGCAGAAGAGAAGUCAAAACGUCUUGAUGACAAAAGCAAAAGAGAAGAGGAGGACGCUGAAGCAGAACUGCAGCUCAAUAUUAAAGAAGAAGCUGAUGAGUUCAAACUGCCGACAACUGAGGAGCUUGAAGAAGAAACGCAUAGACCCCCGGAUCUCACUAAUCUCCAAAUGAGGAUAAAACAGAUUGUUCGAGUGCUUUCAAAUUUGAAGUCAUUGAGGCAAGAAGGUGUGACACGUAAGGAUUACGUUGAUCAACUUAAAAGGGACUUGGGUUCAUAUUAUGGAUACAAUGAGUUUCUGAUUGAAACAUUAGUGGAGAUGUUUCCCCCUGUUGAGUUGAUUGAACUUAUUGAAGCAUUUGAGAAGCCCCGACCGAUUUCUCUACGGACAAACACUUUAAAGACUCGCAGGCGGGAUUUAGCUGGUGUUCUUCUUAACAGAGGUGUCAAUUUGGACCCAUUAAGCAAAUGGUCUAAGGUUGGACUUGUUGUAUAUGAUUCUCAAGUUCCAGUUGGUGCCACACCUGAGUAUAUGGCUGGUCAUUACAUGCUCCAAAGUGCAAGUUCUUUUCUGCCCGUAAUGGCCCUUGCCCCACAGGAGAAUGAACGUGUUGUUGAUAUGGCUGCUGCUCCUGGAGGCAAAACAACUUAUGUUGCUGCACUGAUGAAAAAUAGUGGUAUUAUUUAUGCAAAUGAGAUGAAGGAGUCAAGACUUAAAUCGCUCACUGCUAAUUUACAUCGCAUGGGGGUAACAAACACCAUCGUUUGCAACUAUGAUGGAAGAGAGCUGCCUAAAGUUUUGGGUCAGAACACUGCUGAUAGGAUUUUGCUGGAUGCUCCCUGCAGUGGCACUGGGGUAAUCUCCAAGGAUGAGUCUGUUAAAACUUCCAAAACUGCGCCUGAUAUACAAAAUUGCUCACAACUGCAGAAGGAACUAAUACUUGCAGCAAUUGACAUGGUUGAUGCCAACUCAAAAUCAGGUGGAUACAUAGUGUAUUCUACCUGCUCCAUUAUGGUUGAUGAGAAUGAAGCAGUUAUAGACUAUGCACUCAAGAAGAGAGAUGUUAAGCUUGUGCCAUGUGGACUUGAUUUUGGGAGGCCUGGAUUUAUUCGCUUUAGGCAGCACCGUUUCCACACAUCUUUGGACAAGACAAGGCGAUUCUAUCCGCAUGUGCACAACAUGGAUGGAUUCUUUGUAGCCAAGUUGAAAAAGAUGAGCAAUUCGAAGUCUUCGGUUCAGUCUGAAGAAAUACAGGGUGAUGAAAGCAUCGAGAGCAGUGACCAGCAGAAUGCUGAAAGGGAUGACAAGCAUUCAGAGCAAGAAGGUGUUGCAAAAGUGAGUGGGAAAUUGAAAGAAGAAGUAGCGGUUGAUAAAAAGAGGAAGAGGGAUGUCCAAAAACAUUCAGUUAAGAAAGGAGUUGGACAAAACAGUGGUGUAACUAAAAUUGGGAAGGCGGAAAACCAUUUGGCGGCAACAAGGAGGAGGGAAAAGAAGAAACCCCCUCCUAGAGAGGAAAUUGCAAAAGCUAGGGAAGAGAAGAGGGAAGCUCUUAGGGAAGCAAAGCGAAAAGCCACGACGAAGAACAAAUGAGUUCUCUGUAACAUGGAGGGUUUGUGAUACCCCAAGGAUAUUUUGUCUGAGGCCAGAUGAGCGAAUACAAAGUCAGAGAUAUUCUCUGGUGAUGUUGUCAAGCUUACUCGGGUACUAUUCACAGCUGCCAGCCAGUGGUAAUAUUUUUGUUUUUGGUUGAUAGACUUUGAGAUAAAGAGAGUUGGAGGUCAUGUACGGUUUGCUUUAGAAAAAUGAAACUAGGAUGCAUGGUGGCACGAAUCCAAAAUUUUUGUAUUUAUACUUUAAUUUAUUUGGGAACGAGCAAUGAAAAUUAUAAAGAAAAAGUAGUUUGUAUUC